UGUCCCUCCUUGCUCACCGUAACUGCGCAGAAGUAUGGCGGCCUGAGAGUUGUGACAACUGUUUUGAUGGUGUAAAUAUCAAAUUUCUUCCAUUUUAAAGUCAUUUAUCUUCGGAAUUCCUUUACAUAUUGAUUAAUUACCACAUUUAAACUCCGACCAGCAUGCCUUCAGCCUGUGACGCAAUGAUUGAAGACAUUGAGGACAUGGUGUCCUCGAGUGACCCCACUCCUCAUGAGAGACAGUCUGCGAGGAAGAACAUCAUACCGAGGUCCAGGAAGAAAAAGGAUUUGCUGAUCAACGAGGAGCUCCAAGCUGACAGUUUGAUCCCUGGCACUCAAAAAAUCUGGAUGAGAACAUGGGGCUGCAGUCACAACAACUCAGAUGGAGAGUACAUGGCCGGACAGCUAGCUGCCAGUGGAUACAAGAUGACAGAUGAUCCAACAGAGGCUGACCUGUGGCUGCUCAACAGCUGCACUGUGAAAAACCCUGCAGAGGACCACUUCAGGAACUCAAUCAAAAAAGCCCAGGAUCAGCAGAAAAAGGUGGUGCUAGCAGGUUGUGUCCCUCAGGCUCAGCCACGGAUGGAGUAUCUCAAAGGACUCAGCAUCAUCGGGGUCCAGCAGAUUGAUCGGGUGGUGGAAGUGGUGGACGAGGCCGUUAAAGGACACUCUGUUCGCCUGUUGGGUCAGAAGAAAGAUGGAGGCCGGAGGCUGGGAGGAGCUCGCCUGGACCUGCCCAAGAUCAGGAAAAACCCUCUGAUUGAAAUCAUCUCCAUUAACACCGGGUGUCUGAAUGCGUGCACCUACUGUAAGACAAAACACGCCAGAGGAGACCUGGCCAGCUAUCCAGUAGAGGAGCUUGUGGAGAGAGCCAGGCAGUCUUUCCAGGAGGGAGUGUGUGAGAUCUGGCUGACCAGUGAGGACACAGGAGCUUACGGUCGAGACAUUGGGACAGACCUGCCCACGCUGCUGUGGAGAUUAGUGGAGGAGAUUCCUGAAGGGGCCAUGCUGAGGCUGGGCAUGACCAACCCUCCAUACAUCCUGGAACACCUAGAGGAGAUGGCAAAGAUAUUGAAUCAUCCGCGUGUCUAUGCCUUCCUUCACGUUCCGGUGCAGUCAGCCUCAGACAGCGUCCUGAUGGACAUGAAGAGGGAAUAUUGCGUUGAUGACUUCAAACAAGUGGUGGACUUCCUCAAAGAACAGGUCCCAGGUGUGACCAUCGCGACGGAUAUAAUCUGCGGGUUUCCUGGUGAGACGGAGGAAGACUUCCAAGAGACAAUAGAGCUGGUGAAACUCUACCGAUUCCCAAGUCUCUUUAUCAACCAGUUCUACCCCAGACCAGGAACACCUGCAGCCAAGAUGGAGCAAGUAGCAGCACAUGUGAAGAAGCAGAGGACUAAGGAGCUGUCACAACUCUUCCACUCCUACAAUCCGUAUGAUCACGAGGUUGGAGAGAGGCAACAUGUGCUGGUAACAGAGGAGUCAUUUGACACGCAGUACUACGUGGCUCAUAACAAGUUCUAUGAACAGGUGCUGGUUCCUAAGAGGCUUGAGUUCAAAGGGAAGAUGAUUGAGGUGGACAUCUAUGAGGCAGGAAAACACUUCCUGAAAGGCCGGCCAGUGGAUGACAGUAAGCCAUUCACUCCCUCAAUCGCCACGCCACUUCAGAAGGGAGAGGUAUCCGGCCUGAUGCAGGAGCAGCUGGCGAAUGGCGUCCACGGUCCUGCCUCCACUCCAUCUUCAUCCAUCUCAAUGCUCGGCUCAUACAGUCUGGACAGGGAAGUGCUGAAGAAACUUGUAAUUGGACUCACUCUGGCAGCAGCCAUGUUGGCCUUUGUGGUGGAGAAACUAUAUUAAUGGAGCGACUACAAACUAGACGGUGAACAAGGUGGAGAGUUACAUUUGGUGAGCUUGCACAGUUUGAUAAAAGAAUCCACCGCAAAUUAAAUAUACCCAAAGAAAAACGAUGAAGUCAGCGACACUUGGUCUUGUUUAGAAAUAUUUAUCUUAUUUUUAGAGCAGCUCAAUUUGUAUUUUUAAUUAAAGGGCAGAGUCAACCACUGAACAGUCAUUUUGCUGUUCAGAGCAGCAGGGUCACUGAGGGGUUUUUUUCAAUAAAGGAGGGCACUGACCGGUCGUUAGACGUCAUGAACCUUUUUAACCUUUAUGUAGCCUUUUGGUACAAAGUACAUUUUAAUUUCACUUCCCACUCAGACUCUUUUCAGGCGCAGGUUGUGAGAGAGCUGUACAUUGUGUAACUGUAGGCUGUUUCAGGACGGUGUCAUGCUUGUUCAUGAACUGGUUAGAGAGUGCUUGGAUCAUGUUUUGAGGUAUUUGUAGCUGUUUUAUGGAUAAAUUAAGCACAACUCAACCAGCAGAACACAUUCAGGUAAUCUGUACCAGAGCGACAUUUGUGGAUAAAACUUUCAGCCACAGUUUCAGACUCUCACACAGGUCCAUGAAUCAAAGUGUGAGAAGCUGAGCCUUUCAUCUUCUCUUCUGUUGGGUUAACUCUGACUUAUUUUACAGUUUAUUUUAUUCUGUGGAUUGGAGAAACACUGUGUGAAUAGAAUACUCUGAAUAAAAGUGAUUUGUAACCCUUACUUUGAAGUAUUUAUUUUGGAAUAAGAUAGAAGAGGAUAUUUUUCAGGGUUUUCAGAACAAAUGUAUUUCACUGUGUUUGUUUCUUUCUGUUUUAUUGGUUUUAAGGUUCUUCAUUUUAUUGUUUUGCCUCCUACAGAAAAGUCAUGUGAAAUCCUGUAUUAUUGAUGUGCUGUAUCCUGUAGAUUGAGAGAUUGCAACCCAUUGACCUGAUGGAGUAUAAUGCAAAAUGUUUUGUGUUAUUAACCCGUCACUUUGCAGAGUUGUGACAGAAUACCACGAUACCAAUGAGAGGAAUUUGAAGUCUAACAUGUUCACAAGUUUAAGGAUUAUUUACAUAUUCUCCCCCUCACAUACUUAGCUCAUAUACAGGCCUUGAGUUUUCUGACACCACCCCAGGACAGUGAAAGUAAAUGAAGCUACAUUGUUCACAUAGUUUGAAGCUGUUUCUUUUCGUACUCUGGAGACAAUUUAUUUUUUUGUAUUCAGCUGAUGAUCCUGCAUUGGGUUGAUUUUUUGGACUGCUGAUUGUGUAUAUACAGUCUGAAGCUUUAUUGAGACAGUGUAUAUACUUUAAUGUUCUUCUUUAAAUGCUUUGUCAAAACUAUUGGAGACCGUUAAAUAAAGGACAGAAUCAGUGAAAGGG
Molecule: messenger RNA, 3246 nt
Organism: Notolabrus celidotus (New Zealand spotty)
Lineage: Eukaryota; Metazoa; Chordata; Actinopteri; Labriformes; Labridae
Gene: cdkal1
Product: CDK5 regulatory subunit associated protein 1-like 1
Exons: 15
Coding region: 162-1856 (564 amino acids)
Biological process (GO): tRNA methylthiolation
Cellular component (GO): endoplasmic reticulum
Molecular function (GO): 4 iron, 4 sulfur cluster binding; tRNA (N(6)-L-threonylcarbamoyladenosine(37)-C(2))-methylthiotransferase activity
Source: RefSeq, a predicted model, not a curated record